AUGGAUACUGGCAUAAUUGGGCCUGUCACGGUUAUGAACAGCUUCGUUUCACAAUUCGGCAGCCAAUCAUCAACAGUUCAUGGCUUGAUCGUCUCUUCCAUCCUUAUUCCAGCGGCAUUUUCUUCUUUCUUCGCGGGGCAUCUAGCUGACAAACUGGGAAGGCCAAAGGGCAUCAGCAUUGGCGCCCUGAUCUUUGCGAUUGGAGCAACUUUGGAGGCGGCUGCUGUGCAUAUCGGGAUGUUUGUUGUGGGACGUUGCAUUAAGGGUAUAGGUGAGGGAUUGUAUCUUGGAACCCUGGUCGUCUACAUUUGCGAAAUCUCUCCGCCGAGGGUUAGAGGAGCAUUGACGACCGGGCCCCAGUUGCUGGUUACUCUGGGGUUGACGAUAGGGUUCUUUACAUGCUACGGUACUUCUCUGGAGGCUACUGCAGUCUGGGACCACCUUGGUGUCAGCCAGGCUGAACGUGAAAAGGCCGAGAUUGAGCAGACUCAGGGCGUCCCUCCUGCUUCCAGCGACAAACAUGAUCCGUCCGCAUCCCAACGUCAAGACAGAUUAGUAGAGCACAAGGUUUUCGAUCUGUUUUCCAAAGAUGUACGGACACGCACUUUUUUGGCGGUGUUUCUCAUGGGCAUGCAGCAACUCAGCGGAAUUGAUGGUGUACUCUAUUAUGCCCCAUUGCUUUUUGAGAAAGCAGGCCUAGCUUCCUUCGGUGCUAGCUUCUUUGCCUCUGGUAUUUCUGCAAUAGUUAUCUUCGCCGUAACCAUUCCGGCGCUCAUAUGGGCGGACAGGUGGGGCCGACGACGCAGCAGUAUCUACGAUGGCAUCGGCCUCGUCGUCACAAUGUUCUUGAUAGGGGGCCUCUACGCAGGGAAUGCCGUAUACAACUCAACUGGUGCAGGUCGGUGGGUGGUCAUUGUCUGCAUCUAUAUUUUUGCAGUCAUAUACUCUCUCAGCCGGGCAGUUGGCAUUAAGAUCUAUGCAGCAGAGAUACAACCACAAAGGACUCGCGCAUCGGCCACUAGCCUGGCACAUGGCAUCAACUGGACCGCCAGCUAUCUGGUCGCACUUACGACACCCAUUUUACUUUCAAAGAGCAGCUUUGGUGCAUACUUUCUCUUUGGAGGAUGCACCCUAAUUACGGCAUUCAUCUGCGCCCUCUUCAUGCCCGAAACAAAAGGACAAUCCUUGGACGAGAUUGAGGAGGCUUUCAAAUCUAAACCGCUGUCCAAAACACUGUUGAAGACCUUCAGACCUAUUAUCCAGACAGCCCAGCGAUAA
This is a messenger RNA of Aspergillus neoniger CBS 115656, 1278 nucleotides long. RefSeq names its product putative MFS sugar transporter. Gene Ontology annotation, cellular component: membrane. Gene Ontology annotation, molecular function: carbohydrate:proton symporter activity. The record is from RefSeq and is a predicted model, not a curated record. Bases 1 to 1278 code for a protein of 425 amino acids. Lineage: Eukaryota; Fungi; Ascomycota; Eurotiomycetes; Eurotiales; Aspergillaceae. Gene Ontology annotation, biological process: transmembrane transport; carbohydrate transport. The transcript has 4 exons.